AUGCACUUUCAACCUCUUCUUCUGCUUCUCGGCACUGCCUUGGCCAACCCUCUUGCACAACUUCAGGAACGACAGGCACCAGCUGCUCCAGUCUACGCGGCUGCAGUAGGCAGAUGUCAAGCUACGCCAACUCUCCGAAACUGUCGUCAAGACGACGACUUUGUUCACCUCGACUUCCACCUCCGUCGCUCCUACCCGUACAUCCACAAUCAUCAGUGCGCGCACAACGACGAUCACCAACACAGCGACUCGUCGUUUGACAUCAACUACCACGACCGUCACUGUCAGGCGUACUCGCACCUGCCGACUUCCGAGGCAGCCACGACCACGCCUGAGCAAUCGGCGGUUACCACGCCCGAGCAGUCUGGAGUCACCUCGUCUGCGGGACCUGAGAUCGCGACAUCUGUCGGAUUUGAGACCGUGACGACCGCGGCAACACCCGAGCAGACUACAGGCGCGCCUGAGACGACAGCAGCUGGCCAGCAGAAGCGCCAGGUCGUGAGGCCAUCAGUCAAGCCCGCCUGCUUGACUGCCUUGAACGCUGUCGCGACCACCAACGCAUGCAGAUGUAUCAUCCCCGCCUCCACCACCACUCGCACCACCACUCUGCGCUCAACCGUUACCGCAACCCGCACCAUCGUCACCACUCGCCGAACCGUCUCGACUGUGACCUCCAGCCCUGUGACCACCAUCACUACUGGCGCUCUUCUGACCAGGACGGUCACGACCACCAUCACCAGCAUCAACCGCGUCGCAGCGACCGUCACCUCCACCGUCGCCUACGAGCUCGCCGCCACUCCCACCGCUUUCGUCCUCAUGGACCGUCUGCAAGCUCCUGACGCCGCCGUUGCGCAAUGGGCUACCAAUGGCGCCGACAACGAGACUUCCCACAACAUCGAGUACGCCCUCACCCGCAACCAGCCCUCAGUCUUCAGCUUCAACGCCUGGAACGAGCUUCACGUCGCGGGCUGGGGUGACGAUGAGGGCACCGACUUCACGGUCGUGGGUCAAGAGCAGGAGGGCGAUGGUGUGCAGAUGGCCGCUCUUGAUAGUGACGAUGGGUCGCAGGCGGCCAAGUGCUCUAUUCAGGUGACGGCUGAGGGGUUAUGUCCUGUGCGCUGCACUGUUGGUGACAAUGCUGUCAACAGCCAGAUGUAG
Molecule: messenger RNA, 1158 nt
Organism: Zymoseptoria tritici IPO323
Lineage: Eukaryota; Fungi; Ascomycota; Dothideomycetes; Mycosphaerellales; Mycosphaerellaceae
Product: Ca2+-modulated nonselective cation channel polycystin
Exons: 5
Coding region: 1-1158 (385 amino acids)
Source: RefSeq, a predicted model, not a curated record